Molecule: messenger RNA, 3214 nt
Organism: Aphanomyces invadans
Lineage: Eukaryota; Oomycota; Saprolegniomycetes; Saprolegniales; Verrucalvaceae
Exons: 4
Coding region: 449-2098 (549 amino acids)
Biological process (GO): defense response
Cellular component (GO): membrane
Source: RefSeq, a predicted model, not a curated record
CUCGAAUUAGUGAAGAUUUGGCGCGACAGAUCACAUGGGCGCAUCAGGCGACUCGGGGACAGGAUCGUCCACAUGCAGCUCGAAGGAGUCGUUUCUGGGAGUUGGGAACACUGAAUGCAUUGGGUCCCACCUCGGGUAUGCGGCCCUGCUCUGCGCGUUCAUCGUUCUCUUGUCUUUCGUCUUGGAUCUCGCGAUCGAGUUUGUCCGUCGCAAAGUCACGUGCCCCCAAAUGAUGCGCGUGGCGAACCGAUUCUUUGAAGAACUCAUGGUCAUGGGCGUGAUCUCCAUGGUAUUCCUCCUCGUUGUUCAUCAUGAAGCUUCAUCCAGGAUGUAGUGUAUCUUUGCCUUCAACACAAGUGGCGUGAUCGAACAGCUCAGCUCGGUUGUGUCUGGGCUGAGUCCAUCUCAGCUGCUUCACUUCCAGGAGUUCUUCCACUAUGUCGUGUUCAUGACAGCGGUGUACUAUAUCUGCAUCAUGGUUGUCCUCAUCCUCAUCGCGACCGUCGUCCCGCGAUAUCUAUACGAGCGACAGCGUCCCAGCGAAGGCACCGAACACGACGACGACAGCCAUGACAUUCCCAUUGACUCUCCUUCGCGAUGCAACUUGUCCCAAACGCAAACUGGUCGCGUGUCCGUUCGACGGUUCCAGCGACAGAACUCGGGAUAUGACUUCGUCAACGGGUCGCGCAUGUACUACUUCCUCCGCCAGCGAUAUAUGCGCGAAGGUUGGACGUUCCGCUUCAAUCUCAUCAAGCAGUUUGCGCUGUGGAAAUCUUUCGAGGUGCUCGCGUACAACGUGUGCCAGUACCGGUCUGGGUACCUCUACAAGAACCCAUCCGAGAUGCAGCGCAUCUUCAAUUUGUCCUUUCGGGCCUCGCACAACGUAAACUUUAGCCAAUUCAACACCCUCUGCACAAGGAACAUGCUCGCCACGAUCACCAAGUUUCACUACAGCGCGUUCAUGAUCCUGGUGAUGCUGAUUAUGCUCACCGGGCUCCUCCACGACACGUCCAUCUACUUGUACAUGGGGAUGGCGGCCACCCUGUGCGUGAUGAACGUUGUCAUCAUGAUCAAGACCCUGCGCAUUCUCAAGGGCAUCGUGAAGGACCGAUUGCGCAUCUAUACGAUGGACGAUAUUGAGCACAUGCUCCCGCCGUCGUCCACGGCAUUGCAGUCACCGCUUCGAAACAUGCAGCGGAAGCGACCUUCGUUCAAAGUCGUCGCGCAACUCGUUCGCGCAACCGUUCGCAUGCAAAUGUCUGUGUUGUGCCACCGCCAACUGCAUUACCACGACUCGCGCUUCUGGUUUCGCAGUCCAUCGUUCCUCCUCCGCUUGUUUCAGUUCGCCACGACCGGCCAGGCCUUUUACCUUGUCUGGCUCACUCUCGUCGUCGCCCACGACCACCUGGUCCAGCCAUGGAUGUACUUCUUCAUGGCGGCGUUCCCGGUCAUGUCGUUGCUGGUCGUCACACCGCUCACGAUGCCGAGCCUCGUGCUGGUCAUGAGCCUGACUGGGUACUUUGUCGAGCAAAACCCGGCCACAUCCCACGACUUUGCCACCGACACCAACAUGCACCUUCUCACGGCCAAGGACCGCAUCCGCGUCGCUCGGAGAUCGUACUUGCGGUCGACGGACGACUGCAGCGACGUGAUGGCUCCCAGUCCCAUGAUCAGCCCUGCCAACAGCUCGACCAACAACCCACCGGGUCCAGAAAUGCUCUUGCACAUGUACGACGCAUUCGUGCCGUCGCCGGUGCCGUCACCACUGCCGUCGCCGAAACCACGCCGACCAUCGAGUCUGGCUGGAAUCUUCGCGUCACCGGCGACGACCCCCGGCGGCGCUCGAGUCGUCGGCGGGUUCUUUGGUAAUUCAACUCCCUUGAGUACCGAUUAUACCAAGAUGCAAGAAGAUGCCGAGAGCGCGACGUGGUCGACGGGACUUGCCCCACAGACGACGCUCCAAGCCAUUCACAAGCCCCAACACCACCACACGAUGAAGAUGUUUGAAAAGUACUGCUCGAGCUACGGCGGGUAUCCCAGCGCGUCGAAGGUCGACGACCAAGGCCGCCCCGACGACCGCACGAUACGGGAAGUGUAAUGAUGGACAAAAUGCAGCCGUACGUGAAGGAAGCGGAUGUGAAGUUGCACAAAGGAGGUUGUAGUUGCUGGACAAGUAGCUGUGGAACUAUCGUGUUGGAUUGAAAUAGAGGGAAAUGGGGCUUCUACUUGACGGCAUGCUGAACGCGGUAUUUAACCAAAUGCGCCCGCUUCUCUUCCAUGGAGAUGUCAUCUUCGGGGUAGAUGAGGACAAUGCCAGGUUGCGGUGCGGCAAGCGUGAACGCAAGCGGCUGGUCAAGGGAGUCGCUGGAUGGCGCCACAACAGGCUCGACAGUCACGGGAGGUUGCAGCGAAGGAGCGCUAAUACCAAACAUGAGAGAAACGAGGAGGAUUAUUAUGGCGAUACCUCGGUGGGACCACGGGAGAAACGACUGCUGUUGGAGCGAGAGGAGGCGGUGCCAUACCGGGCGCGAACGGAAUCAUAGGCGGUGGUCGCAUGCCUGGGGGGAAUGGCGUCAUCGGCGGCGCGCCUGCAGGAGCAAAACCAGGGGGCGGUGGAAAUGGAGGCCGAAGUAGAUGUGGAGGUGGCGGAGGGCGUGGCGGAGGAGCGCCGACGACUCCUUGAGGAACAACACCAAAUGGGUAGCCUGUUGGUGCGGCCAUGUGCAUCAUCGGUGGUCGCGGCGGAUACAUCAUCGCCGGUGGAACAGUAGGCGCAUGCAUUAGUUGUGGUGUGAUCAUCGGUUGAGGUGGUGCAUGCAGCAUGCCGCCCUCGACACGCAUACGCUUGACAGGGUCGUCCAUGAUGUUGGUCGGCCCAGUCGCCGUCUUGGCCGUGUUGUAACCGGGUACCCCUUCCAUGCCAUACACCUCCACGUCGACGGACUCUUUACCAGGUUUCGCGUUUGGCACAUGCAGAAUUGUCUCGUGGUGCACUUGAGCAACGUGGACGACCAUGCCACUGGCCGUCGAGAGCUUCUUGUUGCAGUAGUUGCACUUAAAAUGGCGCGCCUUCUGGUGCAUGAUCAAGACUUUCUCGUCAUCGAAAACUCUCUCACAGUAGUAGCAGUAGAUGCGCGCGAUCUUGGUCUCCUCCACGCCAUCUUCCCUCCGCUUCUUCUUCCCCAUCCUGCCUGUGGUGCUCUGCACUUGGCAG